Notodromas monacha is the source of this 966-nucleotide messenger RNA. NCBI's taxonomy places the organism in Eukaryota, Metazoa, Arthropoda, Ostracoda, Podocopida, Cyprididae. The record is from the annotation of a GenBank genome assembly.
AUGUUCCAGCACCACGCCUCUCACCUUUUCCCGACCAGCAGUACUUGCAACUCUGUUCAGAAUAACUGCAGUACUAGCACGGGACCGCACGCAUUUCCGGACUUUGCGACGUGGCUGAGCAAGCACGGCGGCGGCGGCGGCGGCGGUGGCGGUGGAGGCACUGGGAUGGCGAAUGGCGGCAUUGGCUUAGGUGGUGGUGGCAUCGCAGGGAAUAAUAUGAGCUCCACUGCGGGGUUGGAUGUGGGGGGAGUAGGUGGGGGUCAGCAGUUGUUGCGACCCGGGACAGGGAGUUACGGGGACGUUUUCACGUGUGUCAAGUGCGACAAGAUGUUUUCCACGCCGCACGGGCUGGAAGUGCACGCCCGGCGGUCGCAUAAUGGGAAAAGGCCAUUCAGCUGCGAGCUCUGCAACAAGAGCUUCGGGCAUGAAGUCAGCCUCACACAACACAAAGCAGUGCACACUUCGGAAAAGUCCUUCGAUUGCAAGCAGUGCGGGAAGACUUUCAAACGUUCAUCAACGCUAUCUACCCACCUGCUUAUUCACUCGGACACCAGACCAUAUCCAUGCCAGUAUUGCGGGAAGCGGUUCCAUCAGAAGUCUGACAUGAAGAAGCAUACCUACAUUCAUACGGGGGAGAAGCCGCACAAAUGUACUGUCUGCGGAAAGGCGUUCAGCCAGUCCUCGAAUCUCAUAACGCACAGCCGAAAGCACACCGGGUUCAAGCCAUUCGGCUGCGACUUGUGCGGUCGGGCCUUCCAACGGAAAGUUGACCUCAGACGACACAAGGAGACCCAGCAUGCCGGGGAUGUUUCAGUUGUUGCAGCAGCAGCAGCAGCAGCAGCGGCGGCAGCAGCAGCUGCUUCUGCUGCUGCUAAUUCCGCUUCCGUCGUCACGACAGCGUCGAUUCCAACCACUGUCGCAGACGCUGUCGACUCGCCGGACCACGUUCAGCUCACUGUCGACUGA